Messenger RNA from Phlebotomus argentipes, 1466 nucleotides. It is a transcript of the gene ppan, whose product is annotated as protein Peter pan. Lineage: Eukaryota; Metazoa; Arthropoda; Insecta; Diptera; Psychodidae. Gene Ontology annotation, molecular function: rRNA binding. Gene Ontology annotation, cellular component: preribosome, large subunit precursor. Bases 76 to 1437 code for a protein of 453 amino acids. Gene Ontology annotation, biological process: rRNA processing; ribosomal large subunit assembly. The transcript has 2 exons. The record is from RefSeq and is a predicted model, not a curated record.
UCAACGUAACCUCAAAUUAGUGGUCACGCGUGUUUACCAUUAGGGAGUGUUUUGAGCGUGGUUUUAACUGCUGAUAUGGCGAAAAAGAAGAGAAAGGGACGCUCGGUGAAGAAGAAUAUCCCCACGGUGGGAAAUGAGGAGCCUCAGGAGAUGCUGAAUGCGCCGCAUUCCUUCGUAAUUCACCGUGGAUUGCCCUGCCCGAAGUUGAGUGACCUCACGCGAGACUUCCGGAAGGUGAUGGAGCCCUUCACGGCCAUGAAUCUCAAGGAGCGGAAGAGCAACAAGAUCAAGGACUUUGUCAGCUUGUCCAGCACUUUUCAUGUGUCCCACAUGGCGGUGUUCAAUCGCUCCAAGGAGCAGGUUUCUUGGAAAGUGGCCAGACUUCCUCGUGGGCCAACGCUCACGUUCAAGAUUCACCAAUUCACGCUGAUGAAGGACGUUAUUGGUGCCCAGAAGAGGCCCUACAUGGACGAGAAGUCAUACGAAUCGGCUCCUCUUGUGAUCCUGAACAGCUUCUCGGGCGAGGGAAAGCAUCUCAAGCUCAUGGCUCAGGUGCUGCAGAACAUGUUCCCCACCAUCAAUGUGUCCACUGUGAAACUGGCCAGGAUUCGACGGUGUGUGUUGUUCUCCUACAAUCCAACAUCAAAGCUCAUCGAUGUCCGACACUUUGCCAUUCGCGUGCUGCCGGUGGGAGUGUCCAGGAGCGUGAAGAAGCUCAUCACAGGCAAGAUCCCCAAUCUGGCCAAGUGUGAGGACAUUGCGGACUUCAUUGAGAAGUCUACUGGGCUGUCAGACUCGGAAUUCGAGGAUGACGAGGCGUCGCAUGUGGUUCUGCCGCAGGAUUUGUCGUCCCGAGGAAGCCUGCAGAACCAGAAGUCCGCCAUCAAACUCCACGAGUUGGGGCCUCGCAUGACAGUGCAGCUGAUGAAGAUCGAGGAUGGACUGUUCAACGGCGAGGUGCUGUUCCAUGAGCUCGUGGUGAAGACGGAGGAGGAGAAAGACGCCAUCAGGCGAAAGAUUGAGAAGAGGAGUCGUCUGAAGCAGGACCGGAAGGAGGAGCAAUCGAGGAAUCUGCUGAAGAAGGAAGAGGAGAAGGAGAAGCACAAGAAAAAGUGCCUCCAAGGGAUGAAGAUUGAAGGGAAUGGAGCAGUUCAGGAGGAUGAUGAGCCUGAUGACGACGCUGAGUACUUCAAGGAGGAAGUUGGCGAGGAACCGGACAGAGAACUCUUCGCACCGAACGAUCCGAAGCGCCCUCCGAGGCCAAGGAAGCGCCCCGCGGACACGAAACGACAUUCUGGCGGGGAUGAAGGGAAAAAGAGGAAACUUAGCAGCGGCAAAGCUGAGAAGAGCAGCAGAAAAUCCAAAUUUUCCUUCAAGGCUGCGCCGGGAAAGGGCAAGAAGUUGGUGGGAAAAGGCAAGAAGAAGUCCAGGAGAUGAGGGAAAUGAGAAUAAAAUCGUUUAUUGUG